AUGCCUGAAGGUCCUUUCUCCAACUGUCCUAUUCAUUGUGCUUCUUGUAACAAAUGCCUAAAAAUUACAAGCAGCAAUAUAAAUGUUUUUUCUCUCUUCUGUCUUGUGCAGCAAAUAAUGAUUUCCUUUAAUCUUCAGAAAGUAAUUAACAUAAUGCCAAAUUUAUUAUUAAUUGGAAAUAAUAACUAUUUUCCUCCUUCAAUGCACGUCAUCCUAUUUACAGAUGAUAAAUCAGCUGCCUUAGAUCAGUUAAGCAACAAAUUGUUUAUGGAGUUUAUUGUGAGAUGGAAUAAUAUCUUGGUUCAUAUUUUUAAUAAAUGGAAAUUAAAAAUCAAAUGCAGUUUUAUUGACCCUCCAUAUCUGUGGAAUGCCCAAAUAAAUCAUUAA
Molecule: messenger RNA, 387 nt
Organism: Gryllus bimaculatus (two-spotted cricket)
Lineage: Eukaryota; Metazoa; Arthropoda; Insecta; Orthoptera; Gryllidae
Source: the annotation of a GenBank genome assembly